This is a messenger RNA of Cuscuta campestris, 1580 nucleotides long. Lineage: Eukaryota; Viridiplantae; Streptophyta; Magnoliopsida; Solanales; Convolvulaceae. The record is from the annotation of a GenBank genome assembly.
AGCAAGCAAUGAUUUAUUGGACUUCUGAAUGUUGAUAUUUAGGUUGUAGCAAUUGAAGCCACUUAUAAUGCCAUGCGGUGUGGGGGUCGGGAGCCACCGGAGAGCCGAGGAGGUGGUUGGUCUUGAUCGGGAACACUGCCCCCUUCCUCGGCUUUUGGAAAAUUUGGCAGCCCCGCGGCCCCGCCACGAUUUUCCCGAAUGGCACUUUGGCUGUUUUGGAACGUUCAAUCGGUCCAAAUUUAAAGAAAAUUUUUUUACUCUCCAUUCCGUCUUUUUUAUUAUUAAAACAUCCAACCCUUCUACUUCAUCCAGACCAAGAUUACAUUUCUUUUCAAUUUACUCUUUUCCAUACAUUUCUACAAAUUUUUACUCUUUCAUUUAUCUACAAUGGAUCCAACCCGACCACUCACGCCAUCCUCAGAUCCUUCUUUGUUUUCAUUUACUGGUCCUGGUCAAGUGCCAAACAUGUUCCAAAUGCAACAAUGGCAACAUAUGCAAUGGCAAAUAUACAUGCAACAACAAGGAAUGCGUCCGAUGCUGCCGCAACAACUGCGUCACAAUGUUGCGGGUGACAUUGCUUCCCUAUCCCAAGAUGAUGAAGGGGAGGUUGUGCCCGAUACACAACCCCAUAAAUCAACGAAAGGGAAAGGGAAAAAGCGGAACCAAGAAGGAACAAGCGGUCGAAGCGCCUCCAAACCAUGGACGGCGACCGAGGAGGAGGCGUUGGCCCGAGCAUGGGUUAACAUUUCCCAAGACCCAAUAAAAGGGAAUGCUCAAACAAGCGACGGCUUUUGGAAUAAGGUUACCCACGAAUUCCACGUCUUGAUGAAUUCAAAGCCAUACCGACUUUUCCACUCGGUUAGCUCCAAAUACAGGGACAUGAACAAAAAAAUUGGGUGGUUUGCCAGUUACUACAACAAGGCCCAUGUCAAUCGCCCAAGCGGUGUGAGUGAUGACAAUGUGUUGAAAACGGCGCUUGAAAAAUAUCAAGCAAAACAUGGCCCUUUUCCACAUCUCAAGGCGUGGGAGGUAUUUAACGCGUCUUCGAAGUGGGCUCCGACCCCGAAUGAGGUGCCGCGUGCAAAACGGGCCAAGACGUCCGAGUCGGGGGACCAUAGUCCCGGAGGGUCUGAUGCGCAUUGGAUGCCGAAUAUUAGUGAUGAUGCCGACCUCGACGGUGAUAUAACCCCUUCAGAACCUCAACAGCCCGUUGGGAGGGAUAAAGCUAAAAAAGCUUCAUCUUCAAAAACGGAAGCACCCGGGGGAUCAAAGUUGGACGUGCUAGUAAGUCGCAUGUCUGCAUUUCAUGAAUUACAAACAGAGAAGCUUCGGUUGAAGCAACAAGAAAAAGUGGAAGCGGUGGCAAGGGAGGAGGCGCGACUUGAGCUGGAGCGUCAACGACUAGUGUUGGAAGAAUUUAAAGUCAUGACUACUGACAUCGAAAGUCUUCCACCCAGGGAGCGGGCGGUGUUGAUGAAAAUGAAAGACAAGAUUGCGGAAAAAUGGCUUCGGGAUGUGGGCGGGAGUGGAAGCGGGGAUCUUUAAUUUUUUUUCAUGUAUGCUCUUUUUAAAUUUUUUAU